UCUGAAGAUCUACACACGAGUCCAUGGUCCUCAUUCUCCUCAGGGAAUCAUAGUCCUACUGCCCAACAAAGCAUCUGAUGUACUAAGCUUUGCUUUGGGAACCAUCCUCUUGCUGAGACUUGGUUGAAAGCAACUCUGUUGUCAUACUUCCCAGCAUGGAGGUGAAGAACUUCUCAGUUUGGGAUUAUGUUGUCUUUGCAGCUCUUUUUGUCAUUUCCUCUGGUAUUGGUGUGUUCUUUGCUAUUAAGGAGAGAAAGAAGGCAACAUCUAGGGAGUUCCUGGUAGGGGGAAGGCAAAUGAGUUUUGGCCCAGUGGCCUUGUCUCUGACAGCCAGUUUCAUGUCCGCUGUCACUGUCCUGGGGACCCCUUCUGAGGUCUACCGCUUUGGGGCAUCCUUCGUACUUUUCUUCAUUGCAUAUGCAUUUGUUGUCAUCUUCACAUCCGAGCUCUUUCUCCCUGUGUUCUACAGAUCUGGCAUCACCAGCACUUAUGAGUACUUGCAACUACGAUUCAACAAACCAGUUCGCUUUGCAGCAACAGUCAUCUACAUUGUUCAGACGAUUCUCUACACUGGGGUGGUAGUGUAUGCUCCUGCUCUAGCACUCAAUCAAGUGACUGGGUUUGAUCUCUGGGGCUCUGUGUUUGCAACAGGAAUCGUUUGCACAUUCUACUGUACCCUGGGAGGAUUAAAAGCAGUGGUGUGGACAGAUGCCUUUCAGAUGGUUGUCAUGAUUGUGGGCUUCUUAACAGUUCUCAUUCAAGGAUCAAUUCAUGCUGGUGGAUUCCACAAUGUAUUAGAGCAAGCAAAAAAUGGAUCUCGACUAGACAUAGUUGAUUUUGAUGUAGAUCCUCUCCGAAGGCACACUUUUUGGACAAUCACAGUGGGAGGAACUUUUACUUGGCUCGGAAUCUAUGGGGUUAAUCAAUCAACUAUCCAGCGAUGUAUCUCUUGCAAAACAGAAAAGCAUGCUAAGCUUGCUUUGUACUUUAACUUAUUGGGUCUCUGGAUCAUUUUGCUGUGUGCUGUCUUCUCUGGCUUAAUCAUGUACUCCCAUUUCAAAGACUGUGACCCUUGGACUUCUGGCAUUAUCUCAGCACCAGACCAGCUGAUGCCAUAUUUUGUCAUGGAGAUAUUUGCCACUAUGCCAGGACUUCCAGGCCUUUUUGUGGCCUGUGCCUUUAGUGGAACUCUGAGCACCGUGGCUGCUGGCAUCAAUGCCUUAGCAACAGUGACCUUUGAGGAUAUUGUCAAGAGCUGUUUUCCCCACCUCUCCGACAAGCUGAGCACCUGGAUCAGUAAAGGCUUAUGUCUCUUGUUUGGCAUAUUGUGUACUUCCAUGGCUGUGGCUGCAUCUCUCUUGGGAGGCGUUGUACAGGCUACCCUCAGUAUCCAUGGCAUGUGUGGAGGACCAAUGCUGGGUUUAUUCUCUUUGGGACUCCUGUUCCCUUUUGUGAACUGGAAGGGUGCACUAGGAGGACUCCUUACUGGAAUCACUUUGUCAUUUUGGGUGGCCAUUGGGGCCUUCAUUUAUCCUGCACCAGACUCUAAGACAUGGCCUUUGCCUUUGUCAACAGACCAGUGUGUCCAAUCAAAUAUAACAACCACAGUAGCUCCAGAGCCAAACAGCAGACCUGUACUAGCUGACACCUGGUUCUCGCUCUCCUACCUUUACUUCAGUGCAGUGGGAUGUCUAGGAUGCAUCAUUGCUGGAGUUAUCAUCAGCUUCAUAACAGGUCCCCAAAGAGGCAAGGAUAUUCACCCACCCUUAAUUAGACCAGUUUGUAAUUUGUUUUGCUUUUGGUCUAAGAAAUACAAAACUCUGUGCUGGUGUGGAGUUCAGCAUGACAGUGGACUAGAGCAGGAUUACUUUGAGAAUGGCAGUACCUGGAAACAAGGGGCAGAAUCCGUCAUUCAGUAUGGACUUAGGCAAGAAACCCUGUCCCAUGUUCCAGGCUAUGAUCCUAAGAACAAGAGCUACAACAAUAUGGCAUUAGAGAAGAUUACCCAUUUGUAAGACAAUAUUUGAAA
Castor canadensis (American beaver) is the source of this 2029-nucleotide messenger RNA. It is a transcript of the gene Slc5a12, whose product is annotated as solute carrier family 5 member 12. Gene Ontology annotation, molecular function: symporter activity; lactate transmembrane transporter activity. The record is from RefSeq and is a predicted model, not a curated record. NCBI's taxonomy places the organism in Eukaryota, Metazoa, Chordata, Mammalia, Rodentia, Castoridae. Gene Ontology annotation, biological process: transmembrane transport; sodium ion transport. Gene Ontology annotation, cellular component: membrane; extracellular exosome.